This is a messenger RNA of Lachnellula hyalina, 1146 nucleotides long. RefSeq lists its product as uncharacterized. Lineage: Eukaryota; Fungi; Ascomycota; Leotiomycetes; Helotiales; Lachnaceae. The coding region runs from base 1 to 1146 and encodes 381 amino acids. Gene Ontology annotation, molecular function: protein binding. Gene Ontology annotation, cellular component: nucleus; cytoplasm. The transcript has a single exon. The record is from RefSeq and is a predicted model, not a curated record.
AUGGCCGACGAUACUGACAUGCUGUCGCGUCAACAGCAGGUUCGUCAGCAAGAAAUGAUGAAAGCACACCGGAAGCAGAGGCAGAUGAUGGCCUGGGCCACGCAUCAGCAACAACAAGCAAUUAAUAUGGGUUCAAGCUUGUCCUCAACUAUGCCCUCAUCAAAGAUGGCCCAAGCUUACGACGACCUCCCCAUCAUGGAGCCUAACGACAUAAUCUUUGUCCCAGACUCCGCCGCUUCCCAGGCCUCUCGGGAAGCCUUUGAAUCCGCCUGCCAGCAUGGCCCUCUAUCCACCGUCCAGUCCAUCGUCUCCACAGAGAGCCACAGAUCCGCGCCUAUAAAAACACCUACGCCCUCCUUCCUGCACCACGGCCUCAUCAUCGCCCUCACCGCCGGCAACAUCGAAGUUGCCCGUUACCUCCUCUCAGCCGGCGCGCCCAUUGUGCGCCAAACCCCAACCACCAUCCUUUCCGCGCCUCCAGACCAGCAGAUCCUACUUUUCGAACUCCUAAUGCACCACGGCUGGACCCCAAAUACCCCAGGCUACUACGGCGCUGUCCUGCUCCCUGAAAUUGUCACUAACCUAUCCCUCCUCCGCUGGUUCCUCGCCCACGGCGCUAACCCCAACCUCGGCACCCAGCGCGACUUCCGUGAUCGCAAUGGUGCGUCGCAGACGGACUCGUGCGCUGCGCUUGAGGCUGCAGCCGGUAGGUGUGAUGUAGAGACUGUGCGCAUGCUGCUCGAUGCAGGCGCGGAGAUCCAGAACGGCGUACCGUUGCACUUCGCCGCGGGAGUGUGUCCGGAUAGUAAGAAUCCACAUGUAGGUGCGGUCACGCCGAGUAGGGAGUUUGAUGUAGGCAGGAUUCCCGUCAUGGCGCUGCUGGUGGAGCGCGGGGCGAAUGUGAAUCAGGCGGAGGAGUCCCGGCAUAUGGUUGCGAGGUAUGCGAUUGUGCAUGCGGUUAUGGCGGGGGCUGUGGAGAGGGUGGGGUGGUUACUGGGGAUGGGGGCGGAUCCGGAGGCGAGGGGGGCUUGGGGGAGUGCGGUGGAGUAUGCGAAGUUGAGGAGUGAGGAGAUGAAGAGGGUUGUGGAGGAGGGGGUGGUGGCGAGGAGGUGGGUUGAGGAUGUUGCUGAUGCGGAUCCUACAUGA